Lachancea fermentati is the source of this 1755-nucleotide messenger RNA. Lineage: Eukaryota; Fungi; Ascomycota; Saccharomycetes; Saccharomycetales; Saccharomycetaceae. The record is from the annotation of a GenBank genome assembly.
AUGACCAUUACGGAGCAUCCCGAGACUAAACCCAAGUGGUGGAAGGAAGCCACGAUCUAUCAAAUUUAUCCAGCCAGCUUCAAGGAUAGCAAUGACGACGGAUGGGGCGAUUUGAAAGGUAUCACUUGCAAGCUGGACUAUUUGAAGAAAUUGGGAGCAGACGCUAUUUGGGUUUGUCCAUUUUACGACUCUCCUCAACAGGAUAUGGGCUACGACAUUUCAGACUAUGAGAAAGUGUGGCCCACCUAUGGUACUAAUGAAGACUGCUUUGAGCUAAUUAAAAAGACGCAUGAGCAGGGCAUGAAGUUCAUCACUGACUUGGUAAUCAACCACUGCUCUACUGAGCAUGAGUGGUUCAAAGAAAGUAAAUCUUCUAAGACCAAUCCGAAACGUGACUGGUUUUUCUGGAGACCACCUAAAGGCUUUGACAGUGAUGGGAAGCCAAUUCCCCCAAACAACUGGAGAUCUUUCUUCGGUGGCUCUGCGUGGACUUUUGAUGAAACUACUAAUGAGUUUUACUUGCGUUUGUUUGCAUCCGGUCAAGCAGAUUUAAACUGGGACAACGAUGAUUGCAGAAAGGCGAUUUAUGAUACCGCUAUUGGAUUUUGGCUAGAUCAUGGUGUCGAUGGCUUCCGAAUUGAUACUGCUGGUCUAUAUUCAAAACGUCAAGGACUCCCAGAUUCCCCGGUCUUUGACAAAAAUUCAGAAUGGCAGCAUCCUAACUGGGGUUCACACAAUGGUGCCAGAAUUCACGAAUUUCACAGGGAAAUACGCAAAUACAUUGAGGACAGGGUUAAGGAUGGCCGUGAAAUAAUGACUGUCGGUGAAGUGGCACAUGGUAACGACAAUCCACUGUAUACUAGUGCAGCAAGACGUGAGAUGAGCGAAGUGUUUAGCUUCGCUCAUGUCGACAUGGGAGCGAGUCCAUUUUUCCGUUACAAUACGGAGCCAUUCACCUUGAAAAAAUGGAAGCAGGCUAUUGCUGAUAAUUUUCUCUUCGUCAAUGGAACAGAUACGUGGUCUACUAUUUAUCUCGAAAACCAUGAUCAACCACGUUCAAUUACCAGAUUUGGUGACGACUCGCCAAAGUAUCGCACUUUGUCUGGCAAGUUGUUGGCUUUAUUAGAAAGUUCAUUGACAGGUACUCUGUACGUCUACCAAGGCCAAGAGCUAGGUCAAAUUAACUUCAAAAACUGGCCCAUUGAGAAAUACGAGGACGUUGACGUCAGGACUAACUAUCAGAUUAUCAGAAAGAAAUUCGGAGACAACUCAAAGGAAAUGAAAGAUUUUGUUGAGGGAAUUGCUUUGAUGUCGAGAGAUCACUCAAGAACUCCAAUGCCAUGGACAGCAGAAAAUCCAAAUGCUGGUUUCUGUGGGCCAGAUGCAAGCCCUUGGUACUUCUUGAACGAAUCUUAUCAAGACGGAAUCAAUGUCGCACAAGAAUCAGAAAAUGAGCACUCUGUAUUGAACUUCUGGAGAAAAGCCCUGAAAACGAGAAAAGAGAACAAAAAUGUUAUGAUCUAUGGGUAUGAUUUCGAAUUCCUUGAUUUGGACAGCGACAAGCUGUUCAGCUUUACUAAAAAAUUCGAAGAUAAAACCUUGUUUGCUGCUUUAAAUUUUAGCGCCGACGAAGUUGAAUUUAAGCUGCCAUAUGAAAAUGCUUCGUUAUCCUUGAUUCUUGGAAAUUAUGACGAGGUUGAUGAUACAUCUAGAGUUCUCAAGCCCUGGGAAGGCAGACUUUACUAUGUCAACUGA